UUUUUUCUUUCUUCUAUAAACUCAUUCCCCCCCCUUUUUUCUUUUUCACUGUUAUCAUUUAUGACUAUCAGGGGAAAGAAUUCUUUAGACUUUGAACCUACUUACUUUUCAAAAAUGGAUAGUGAUCUUUCCAAACGAUCUGGUGGUGGUGGUGGUUGGUCAUGGUUUCAAUUGAUCAGUUGUUGUUUUCUUGCUAUUCUUUUAUCUACUCAUUUUCAUUACAAGUUACCUGAACCAAAAACUCAUAGAGGUGUGGAUCCAAAUACUGGUCUUGUCGAAUUCUCUGAACGUAAUGCAAUAGAAACUAUUUCUUAUCUUAGUGAUACACUUGGAUAUCGUAUUGUUGGUACAGUAGAAGAAGCACAAUCCGCUGAUUAUUUAAAGAAUAUGAUUCUUGAUUAUAAACAAUCUUCAGCAAAUAUACCCGGUUCACCCAAGUUUGAUAUUUGGAUUCAACAAGAAACUGGAAGUCAUCGAUUUGAUAUUAUGGAUCAUAUGGUAUUAAAAGCUUAUACAAAUAUUACCAAUAUUAUUGUUCGAUUGUCAUGUCCUGAAUCUGAUGGUAUGUCUGGUGUUCGAUCUUGUGAAGAAAAUGCAAUUCUUGUCAAUUCCCAUUUUGAUACUACUCUGGGAUCUCCUGGUGCUACAGAUGAUGGAUCUGGUACAGCUGUCAUGUUGGAUAUCAUUCGUGUUCUCAGUCAACGUGAUUGGACCGGUUACAAAAAUUCUAUUGUGUUUUUAUUCAAUGGUGCUGAAGAAACCCUUCAAGAUGCUUCCCAUGCCUUUAUUACAAUGCAUGAUUUAAGAGAUACGAUCAAAUCUGUUGUGAACAUUGACGCAUGCGGUACAACUGGACGUGAAAUCUUAUUUCAAGCAAAUUCAAGGGAAAUGAUUGAAGCUUACAAACAAGCACCUUAUCCUCACGGAACUGUUUUGGCAAAUGAUGUAUUUCGUACUGGAUUGAUUUUAUCUGAUACUGAUUUUCGACAGUUUGUUCAAUAUGGAAACUUGACAGGUAUUGAUAUGGCUAUUUACAAGAACUCUUAUCUUUAUCAUACCCAUUUGGAUAUAACCAAGCAUCUUCAACCUGGAUCAAUUCAACAUCUUGGAGAAAAUACUUUGGCUAUAAUAGAUCAUUUGGCAAAAAAUACUUCUUUGAUUGGUAUCGUCCCUACUAGCGAAAUUGUCUUUUUUGACAUUCAUGGAAUGUUUUUCUUGGUAUAUUCUUGGGCAACAGCAUAUCGAAUCCAAAUGGCGACUGUCCUUAUGGCUUAUACAUUUGUUGGUUAUAUUAUUUAUAUCUCUAACCGAUCUACUCCCUAUCGUCCUAUUAAUGUGCUUGUGUUGUCCUAUAUUCGAUCAACGAUCUCCGUAUGGAUCAGUGCCAUUGCAGCUAUCCUUCUUCCUAUCACUGUGGCUGUCUUUUUGACAUCUGGAUUUAUCAAUAGGCAUAUGGCUUGGUUUUCUCAUGAAUGGUAUGGUAUCCUUAUAUUUACUCCUAUGGGUCUUUUAGGUGCUUAUGGUGUCCAAUAUCUCUCUUAUUCUCUCCCUGGUCCUCUUCAUGUGGAUAUGGAAUAUGGAUUAUUUAACUCGCUCGUUGUUGCCUUCGCUAGUAUGACCUUUUUAACAACCAUGACCGGUGUAGCGAGUUCUUAUGUAUUCUGGGUGUAUAGUGUGAUUCUUCUCCUAUCUGCUAUGAUCAAUGAAUUCUUCUUCAAACCUACCAAAAAUAUCAAGUCAUUAGUUACUCAACCCAAGAUUCAUAUGUGGACUUAUGCUAUUGCAACAUUCCUUUUGGCUUUUAUCUAUAGCGAUAAUGUAUUCGCACUGAUUGAUAUCUUUGUACCAUUGACCGGUCGUAUGGGUGUAGAUACUCCUGUGGAUAUCAUCAUCUCUAUUAUCUUUGGUUCUAUUUCAUUUAUGGGAUGUUUACCCUCUCUGGCUCAUGUACAUCGAUUUGGAAAACGAUUUUUGGCCAAGAUCUUGGUUUGGAUUAUGCUUGCUCAAACUGCCAUUCUUUUAUCAGUUAUGGUCUAUGGUGGAUCUCCUGGUGGAUGGGCUUUCCCUUAUGAUGAAAUGCAUCCCAAGCGAUUAUUUAUUCAACAUUUGAAAAAUUUGACAUCUGGAGAAGCAUAUAUUGCGAUUGCUGAAGCUGAUCAUGGACCUUAUAUCAAUACAGUAUUAGAUUCUUUACAAACUGAAUUGAAUGUGACAUCUGAAAAGCGUACGGGAAUAGACGGAAUGAGGGAUUGGGACUCUGUAUAUCCAUUCAGUCAUUUCCUAGGUGGUUAUCGUUUCAAUACUGAACCUUAUAUUCGAAAACAUUCAAACGAUCCGAAGGUAAAACAAGCUAUCAAUCUUGCUGAACAAUUCCCUGGACCCUUCCCUACUUUGACAGUACAUAACGAUACAUAUGAUCCUGCAACUGGUAUUCGCUCCUUCUCUAUCUAUAGUAUGGCACCUUCUUAUACAUGGACGGUGAUUUCUUUUGAUGGACAUGUGGUUGAUUGGAGUAUCCAAAAUGAAACACCUUUGUCAAAACCCUCUCAUUAUGUCGUACGUCAUGUCACUGGCUUUGGCAACGAUGGAUGGAAAUUGGAUUUAUCGAUCAAGGUACCAGAAACAGAUCAAGCACUUGCAGCAGUUGGGAAAUGGAAAAUGCGAUUUGAAUUUACAGCUUUGGAAAAAGAAGGAUUUGCUGGUCGAGGUGAAGAACGAUUGAUUGGUGGUGUCGGUAUGCUUGGGGUUAUUCAACGUAUUUUACCUAUCUGGACAACAACCACUUGGCUCAGCUCUGCCGUACAAGAAUGGGAAUUAUAGAUUAAGUUAUAGUUUAUUAGCAUUUAGUAUUCUUCGUUAUUUUAUAGAACAAUAUUAUUAUCAUCAAUCGAUCAAUCAAUCAUUAUCAUUAUCAUCAUCAUCAUCAAUAGUAUACUGAUAUAUUUUAUAUAAAUCUUUCCAUACAGUCAAUAUAUACUAUUUAAACCAUUUGAAAUAAACAUUUAUUCCAUUAUUAUUAUCGAA
Halteromyces radiatus is the source of this 3024-nucleotide messenger RNA. RefSeq lists its product as uncharacterized. Gene Ontology annotation, molecular function: metalloexopeptidase activity. Gene Ontology annotation, biological process: proteolysis. The record is from RefSeq and is a predicted model, not a curated record. The transcript is spliced from 8 exons. The coding region runs from base 61 to 2820 and encodes 919 amino acids. NCBI's taxonomy places the organism in Eukaryota, Fungi, Mucoromycota, Mucoromycetes, Mucorales, Cunninghamellaceae.